CAUUGCGGCACCGUGACAGCAUAUUCCUAAUCGGCUUCCGUAUGGUGUCGUGGCGUUGGGUCUGAAGAGCAAAAUUGAAAACGUUAGGUACUCGAAUCCAAGGAUUGAUCAAUAAUCAACAACAUUAAGUGAUAAAUCAAAGUACGUGAAAUUGAAAUUUCCUUAAGGGAUCAAGGAUGAGGCGGCAAGGCUUGGGUGAAGGAGGUUCUCAAGGCAACUAUGUUGCUAGUGGAUACAGUGUAUAUGAGGAGGAGAAUGAACAUUUACAAGAAGGUCUGAGGGCAAAAGUCAGUGCUUUGAAACAUUUGUCUAUUGACAUUGGGACAGAGGUAAAGCAUCAAAAUAAGAUGUUGGAAGAUAUGGACUCCGAUUUUGACUCAACAGGAGGUAUACUGGGGGCCACCAUGGGCAGAUUGAAGCUGUUGUCCAGAGGAAGUCAAACCAAAGUCUUCUGCUACAUGAUGCUCUUUGCCCUUUUCGUCUUUACCAUUUUGUAUUGGGUCAUUAAAUUAAGAUGAUCGACGGAGACCCCACAUCUCUUCUCUCUCUGCUCAUUUUGCUCUCUGUACGUGCCAUGUUGCUCUGGAUCAGUUCAAGGACACAAAAAACAACAACUAAAAAACAGAGGGACUGAUAGCGCCAAUAACAAAUCGCCAUGAGUGUUUAUCAUAAUGAAUAAUUUAUGCGAAACUGUGCAAUAUAAGGAUGCAAAGCGUCUUACCCUGCCAAUAUGAAUAGGUGUAACUUAACACUGCCCUGUCUAGUUUUCCACAUUGUAGAUUACAUGUCCUGGAUGGAAUUGUUUUAGAGGUUGAGCUACACAUAUGCUCAGUAUAGGGUGACUGGUUAAUGAGCGCCGUAGAACCUCAGACUGGUCAGUCUUUUGAUAACCGUUGAUGAUUUUAUGUCAAUAGGAAAAUGCUCAUCUUUUUCUUAAAUUGAUAUGUAAGUUAGGGAGAUUGUGAAAAAGGCUCACCACAGCUACAGAGAUUUACAUAUUGUGACAAGUUAAUUCUUUACUUUCUUUACUUUGUAUUGUGGAACCAAAGCAAAUUGUCCCUAAGAUCAGCGUUGUGAAAUGACGAUUAUAGUGCAACUACACAGACGUACCCCAAGGAGAUCGAUAGAAGUCAAUUAAAUGAAAUGAAAUGAAAUGAAAUUAAAUUAAAUGAAUUAGCAUACUGCUAAAAAUCGAGAAAUGCAAUACUAUUUUGAUAGUGUGCUUUCAAUACAUGAUCAGGAGGGUGUUGUGCAAAGGGAUACUCCACUCUGUACGGUCACCUGAUUUUACAGUUUCUCUUGGACAUUUAAGUGUUGGGCUCUGACAAAUACUUUAGGUUUAAUUUAGGUUUAUUUAAUACCUCGGCUUCAUGCCCUGCAUCAGCUGAAGGGACUGAACUCUUCUUUUCUUUUCGCCAUACCACCUCUUCUGCUUAAAAGCAUCUUAACUGCAUAAAAUGAGUUGUAAACACAGUGCAUGUGCUCUGUUGAAUUUCUCUGUAAAUUUCAAGUUGUACAUAAGAGGAAAAAUGAGUUCAUUAAACAUUGUAUGUGUAUA
Clupea harengus (Atlantic herring) is the source of this 1558-nucleotide messenger RNA. RefSeq names its product Bet1 golgi vesicular membrane trafficking protein (gene bet1). NCBI's taxonomy places the organism in Eukaryota, Metazoa, Chordata, Actinopteri, Clupeiformes, Clupeidae. The record is from RefSeq and is a predicted model, not a curated record.